AUGACGGACCUCCGCCUCCGCCUCCGCCGCGUAGCCCCACUUGCCCAGCUCUUGGCCAUUGUCUCCCUUCAUGCCGGACAUGCCCUCGGCCAAGCUUCUCCGGGUUUCCCCAUGGUCAUUAACACAUGGGGUGGCCCAUUCACCGCCGCGACUGAUGCCGCGUACCAGGCGCUUCUCAAGCCGGGUACCUCGGCUCUGGAUGCUGUCGAGAUUGGCUGCGCGACCUGUGAGGCCAACCAAUGUGACGGCAGCGUCGGGUUUGGGGGCUCGCCUGAUGAACACUGCGAAACAACGCUAGAUGCCAUGAUCAUGGAUGGUGUCACAAUGAAGUCUGGCUCUGUGGCCGCCUUGCGACGCAUCAAGAAUGCCAUUGGCGUCGCAAGGCACGUUCUUGAGUACACCUCGCACACCAUGCUAGCAGGCGACCUGGCGACGGAAUUUGGCAUCGAGAACGGAUUCAAGGCAGAGAACCUGACCACCGAAGCUUCGGCGGAAAGGUGUGCUGAGUGGAGGCGCAACCAAUGCCAGUCGAACUACAGACAGAACGUAACCCCUGACCCCAAGUCUGCUUGCGGCCCCUACACGCCCGUUCAGCUUGACUCGAGUUCCUCGGACUACUUCGACCUUAUCGCGCCCAAUUCUGCCCAGGCUUCCCACGAUACCAUAUCCAUGAUGGCUCUAGACGCAAAUGGUAUCAUGGCGGCAGGUACUUCCACCAACGGUGCCUCCUUCAAGGUCCCCGGCCGUGUGGGCGAUGGACCGAUUACUGGAUCCGGCUCUUAUGUUGAUGGAGACGUUGGCGCUUGCGGGGCAACUGGCGAUGGAGACAUCAUGAUGAGAUUCUUGCCCUGCUACCAAGCUGUUGAGAGCAUGAGGAGGGGUAUGUCACCACAAGAAGCAGCAAGAGACGCUGUUGUCCGGAUGGUGAAGAAGUACCCUGCGGUAUCUAGCGGCAUUGUCGUGGUUAACAACAAGGGCGAGCACGGUGGUGCAGGCUCUGGCUGGACAUUCACCUACGCUUACAGGGGCGGUAAAAUGAAUGCGACUGAGGUUGUUACUGUGCCUCCGGUCUGUGUGAGUCGGUCACUCAAUGUGCAGAUGCCUUAG
Messenger RNA from Colletotrichum karsti, 1107 nucleotides. RefSeq names its product asparaginase. The record is from RefSeq and is a predicted model, not a curated record. Gene Ontology annotation, molecular function: N4-(beta-N-acetylglucosaminyl)-L-asparaginase activity. Lineage: Eukaryota; Fungi; Ascomycota; Sordariomycetes; Glomerellales; Glomerellaceae. The coding region runs from base 1 to 1107 and encodes 368 amino acids. Gene Ontology annotation, biological process: protein deglycosylation. The transcript has a single exon.